AAAAUUCAAUCUUUAGUCUUUAUAAUCGAAUCUUUUGUACCGUUUUUGUCUUCUCGUUCGAAAAGUGCAGAAAUUAUAGAUGUAGUGCAACCAUAGAAAGAACUCUAUUUAACUACGUAUGUGACGUAGAGAGUUAGGGCUCAAGCACUAAAGGGAUAAAGAAUAAGGAAUUAAACACAGAAAAAUUAGGAUUGUAGAAUUAAAUUUCAAUAUAUGGAAACUUGCUUUAAUUGAAGUGUUUUUUCAUUAGUAGAAAUUAAUUUUUUGUUUCUACUUCUUUAUAUUUAAAUUUUCCUUAUUCCAUUUUUAUUGUGAUCGAGCCUUUAAGGAUACGUCCUAUUUGAAACUUAAUCUUUUCUUGUGUAAUAUUCGAUAAACAAUAAAGAUAAGAUAAUUUUGAGUGUAUCGCUCAUUAAAUGGGAAUUUAAAAACUUUAAAUGGAUUUUGGACUUUAAAGGGGAAAACAUAAAAAAGGAUCUCGAGACGAACAACCGAUUGCAACUUUCGUUCUUGGCUGCACUUUCUGUACUCUUUCUUCCUCUUGCUCCUUCUUUAUAUUGAUUGAGCAGCUUUUGGAUCAUUUUUGACAGUCACAUAAGAAUGCAACUAAAAAUGAAUGCAUUCACACCUUGAAGAAAAUGGAAAAAAGAAUGAAGAGAGGACCACUGGAUGCUUAUAGAAAACGAGCGACGUUCGACUGGAAGUCAUUCAAGCUAGCAUUAGACGGAGAGGAUUCCAUACGUUUUCAGAAUAAAUUAUGGAGAGUCAUCGAAACCCAUCCAGUGUUUCAAAAACCGAUAACACCGCCAAGGAAUUUGGAUGAAAUCCGAAGACGUUGCAACAAUCAAGCACGAGUAUUUCUUGACAAUGACAUAAAUCCAAUAAACGACUAUGAAGUUUACUUUUAUAUAUUUCAAUAUGAUGCAUCGAUACCAAUUAAAUCAAGUAUCUCGUAUGCUAUGGUACCAGGUACCAUAUUAGCUCUAGGUACCGAGCAACAUCACCAUUUCAUAAGAAAAUUUGGCAGUGGAAAUUAUAUCGGUUGCUUUGCACUGACUGAAAUUUCCCAUGGAACAAAUGCGAAAGGCAUGAGAACCACAGCAACAUAUGAUAAAACAACAAAAAGUUUCAUCCUUCAUACACCUGAUUUCGAAGCUGCAAAGUGUUGGGCAGGUGGUUUAGGGAAAAGCGCAACGCAUGCCAUCAUAUUUGCUCAAUUAAUUACACCGGACAAAGUAAACCAUGGCCUGCACGUUUUCGUUGUACCAAUUCGAGAUUCGAAUACCCAUUUGCCUUUUCCCGGUGUUACCGUCGGUGAUAUGGGUGAAAAGAUAGCCCUUAAUGGAAUAGACAAUGGAUUUUUAAUGUUCAAUAAUUAUUCCAUACCACGUAACCACCUAUUAAAUCGCACCGCGGAUGUCAGCGAGGACGGAAAGUAUGUGCUCGCUUUAAAGGAUGAACGAAAAAGAUAUGGCUCAUCGUUGGGUGCACUCUCAGGAGGUCGCGUCUCUAUUACUAGGAUAUGCAGCCAUUAUAUGAUCCUAGCAUUGACAAUUGCCAUACGUUAUUGUGCAGUUAGGAAACAAUUUGGUCCUACCGAUGAUAAUGAAUUGCCAGUUAUAGAAUAUCAAACGCAACAAUGGCGAAUCAUUCCACAUUUAGCCGCAACAUAUGCGGUAAAUAUAUUUUCAACGACGUUAAUCCGAAUUAUGCGUACAUUUCAAACAAACAACAUGGUUGAGGGUAAAGAUUCCGCCGCCGAUGUAGGAAUGGAAAUACACGCAUUGUCUUCCGCAACGAAAUCAUUAUGUUCGUGGAUUGCCCGUGACGCGAUUCAGGACUGCAGAGAAUCUUGCGGUGGGCAUGGAUAUUUGAAAAUGUCUCGCUUGGGUGACAUAAGAGCUGAAAACGAUGCCAACUGUACGUACGAGGGUGAAAAUAAUGUACUUAUUCAGCAAGCAAGUAAUUGGUUGUUAAAUCAAUGGACCAAUGUAAAUAAAGGACAACCUGUGUCUUCUCCGCUUAAUUCUGCGGAUUUUCUUGUGAACGCAGAACAAAUACUGAACACCAAAUUUAAUCAAACUACAUUGGAGAGUGUAUUAAAGCCUGAAACUUUACUUUUAACUUUUAAAUGGUUGGUAUGUUAUUAUUUGAAAAAGACUCAUCAACGUGUAAAGGAACUCAAAUCGAGCGGGAUGUCUGAUUUUGAUGUGAAAAACAAUGUGCAAUCAUUUUUAGCGCGAACCUUGUCUCUCGUAUAUGGAGAGCAUGCCAUAAUGUUAUACUUUAUCAAAUGUUUACAAGAUCCAAAAUGGAAAGCGAAUGAAAGAGAGGUAUUGACAAAACUAUGUUCUUUAUUUGGAGCUGUAACAUUGGAAAAGAGAUUGGGAGACUUGUACAGCGGUGGUUAUGCCUCUCCCAGUAGUAAUAUAGAUGAUUUUUUGCGGAAAGGAAUUAUAAUGUUAUGCAAAGACUUAGUCGAUAACGCGGUUGCGUUAGUUGAUGUAUUGGCUCCGCCUGACUUUAUUCUCGAUUCUGCUCUAGGAAUGUCCGAUGGCGAGGUAUAUAAGCAUAUAAAAGAAUGGAUAUUUAAAGACAAGGAGAACUUGGAACGUCCAUCAUGGUGGAACGAAAUCCGAGCUAAAUUGUAAUAUAAAAUUACGAAAUAAGUCUGAAUAUAAGACAAAAAAUAUUUUUCUAUGUAUUAUUCAUAGAUUUUAAAAUAUCUAAAAAUUUUUAAUAGCUCGAAACAAACGCACAAUACAAAUUCAUAUUGCUCGUUUAGAGUUUUGUAUGUAUUAAUUUAGGGGACGUAUGUAUUAAUAUUUGUAACAUCAAAAUAAUUUGUUAUAUGUCAUACAGUGUCUACAAUUAACGUACAAAUUAACAUCAAUUUUUAUGAUAUAAUUGAUAUUUAAAUAUGAUGUUGUUAAAGUUGUAAUAUGAAUUGAAUAUUAUUUUUAUAU
Messenger RNA from Pogonomyrmex barbatus (red harvester ant), 2966 nucleotides. RefSeq names its product Acyl-CoA oxidase 3. Gene Ontology annotation, molecular function: FAD binding; fatty acid binding; pristanoyl-CoA oxidase activity. Lineage: Eukaryota; Metazoa; Arthropoda; Insecta; Hymenoptera; Formicidae. Gene Ontology annotation, cellular component: peroxisome. The record is from RefSeq and is a predicted model, not a curated record. Gene Ontology annotation, biological process: fatty acid beta-oxidation using acyl-CoA oxidase; lipid homeostasis.